Messenger RNA from Trichomycterus rosablanca, 963 nucleotides. Its product is annotated as troponin I, fast skeletal muscle-like. Gene Ontology annotation, biological process: skeletal muscle contraction; cardiac muscle contraction. Lineage: Eukaryota; Metazoa; Chordata; Actinopteri; Siluriformes; Trichomycteridae. The record is from RefSeq and is a predicted model, not a curated record. The transcript has 6 exons. Gene Ontology annotation, cellular component: troponin complex. The coding region runs from base 323 to 853 and encodes 176 amino acids.
UUUUUUAUUCAAUAAUGUAUUAAUUAAUGGUUUUAUAAUAGUGUAAAUUAUUCUUUACACCAAACAGGCUGCACAUUAAAGAAGAUAUCUGACACUGCCUGACUAAAUUUAGCAUUCUCAGACAUAUGUUAUGACUUCUACAUUACCAGCUCAUGGUGUGGGGAUUUGCCAGGGAAAAAACCCAAGAGACCAGGAAUGGUUUAAGAAAAAGAACUUCAUACACAUAUACAUCUAAUGUAUUUUGGCAGCAGACACAGCAAACAAAUAUUUAAGUCUAUUUUAUUUUCCCUUUUUUUUAGGGUGAGCAGGACAAUCCACCAAGAUGUCGGAGAAAAAGUUGACAUCCAGCCGCAGGUAUCACUUGAAGAGCCUGCUACUCUCCAUUGCUGCUGGCUUACUGGAAGCUGAAGCCAAGCAGCUUGUGGAUGACAAGGAGGCUUACAUUCAUGAGCACUGCCCAUCCCUAGACCUUCCUGGAUCUACACAGGAACUGCAGGAGUUCUGCAAGAAACUCCAUCAGAGCAUUGAAAAGGUUGAUGAGGAAAGAUAUGACACAGAGGCCAAGGUGGCAAAGUCAGACAAGGAGAUUGAUGAACUGAAGAUUAAGGUGAUUGACCUGAAGGGCAAGUUUAAGAAGCCUGUGCUUAAGAAAGUGCGCAUGUCAGCUGAUCAGAUGCUUCAAGCUCUGCUGGGCUCCAAACACAAGGUGAACCUGGAUCUGAGAGCCAACCUGAAGCAAGUCAAGAAGGAUGUCAAAGAGGAGCCUACAGAUCAAGUUAAUGACUGGCGUAAGAACAUUGAGGAUAAGGCUGGUAUGGACGGCAGGAAGAAGAUGUUUGAAUCCGAGGCUUAAGAAGGAUGUAGAUUGUUUUCUGAUAAGUCUUAAUUUUUCUCUGACAGUUGAUCUGUAACACCCCAGUCUUGUUUCAAUAAAUGUGGACAUAUUUUCACAUGUUUAUCACA